GUUCUCCUUGUCCUCGCUGGCUAUAAAUUUGAUACCCAACAACCAACGACAGACAAUCCUCCCGCCUGAGCCAACCGGAGAAGGAAGAGGGAUAAGGGGGUCAAGAUGGCGGUUGACUACGGGAGCAGGGAGGAGAGGUGGAGCCUGGCCGGCGCCACGGCGCUCGUCACCGGCGGCAGCAAAGGAAUUGGACAUGCCAUGGUGGAGGAGCUUGCUGGGUUUGGGGCGAGGGUGCACACCUGCUCCCGGAACGCGGCGGAGCUGGAGGAGUGCCGCCGGCGGUGGGAGGAGAAGAACCUGCAGGUCACCGUCUCCGUCUGUGAUGUUUCCAUACGUGGCAGCAGGGAAAAGCUUAUGGAGACGGUCCGAGAAACCUUCAAUGGCAAGCUGGAUAUACUAGUGAACAAUGCGGGGCAAUUGUUAUUCAAGCCCACUGCUGAAUGUACGGCGGAGGAAUACUCGAAUCUGAUGACCACCAACUUGGAGUCGAGCUUCCAUCUCAGCCAACUCGCACGCCCUCUUCUCAUACACGCUUCUAUUGCCGGAGGAGGCAGCAUCAUCAACAUGUCCUCUAUUGGAGGCUCAAUUGGCUUUGCAGGCUCCGUAAUUUAUGCUAUCACAAAAGGUGCAAUGAACCAACUUACAAGGAGUUUGGCCACCGAGUGGGCCCCCGACAAGAUUCGUGUGAAUGGCAUUGCCCCAGGAUUUGUCACAACCGAUAUGAUUAAAGAUAUAGAUACAGAGUACCUGAAAAAAGAGCACUCGAAGACCCCAUUGGGACGGAGCGGCAAGCCGAUGGAGAUAGCCUCGGCAGUGUCAUUCCUGUCUAUGCCUGCAGCUUCUUUCAUCACAGGCCAGGUCAUUUGCAUCGAUGGUGGUCGAACCAUUAGUGCUUAGCCAUCACCCCCCAUACGUAAGUUCUUGAAUACUAGCAAAAACGUGUGGGAGACUGAAAUAAUAAUAAAUAAAUUGUGCCAACAAAUAACUUGCACCAUGGUGGAUGCCUUUGAAGAAAUUUCACGAGAUAGCCUA
This is a messenger RNA of Aegilops tauschii subsp. strangulata, 1032 nucleotides long. RefSeq names its product tropinone reductase homolog At2g29290. Gene Ontology annotation, molecular function: oxidoreductase activity. NCBI's taxonomy places the organism in Eukaryota, Viridiplantae, Streptophyta, Magnoliopsida, Poales, Poaceae. The record is from RefSeq and is a predicted model, not a curated record.